AUGUCGCAGCUGGUGCUGGAUGGUCCCCCCGUUGGGUUGGCGAUACGCUCAAGUGCGACGUUAUCCGACCUUCCCAAACCGAUCGACGUAAAGGUGGUGCACCUAGUACGUGACCCACGCGCCAUCUGGCUGUCCCGUAGGCGACGCUAGUGGUGUCGUGGUAAUUGUUCCAGAGCCAUAGCGCUUUGCAACGAUAUGAAGCGUGACCUGGAUGUGUUCGAGAAUAUCAGCCGGGAGUUUCCCGGCCGUGCGAUACAGGUGCGUUUCGAAGACCUUGCUCUGGAUACUGUAAACGUUACAUCGAAAAUGUACAGUGCACUUGGACUACCCUUGACAACGUCCGUGAGGCAGUUCAUCGACACCCACACAAAAGAGACAAACGUCAAAGUUCAACGUAAUCCUUACGCCACCUUCAGAAACUCCAAAGGUGUGGCCAACGCGUGGAAGCGGAAGAUAAGGCCUGAACACACUUUGCACCUCAACAGGGUCUGUGAAGACGUGAUCAGAAGGCUGGGUUACGAACUCUGAAGAUGGUUACUCAGUACCGUAGCUUAGAGCGCAAGGUGUGGUGUUCUAGGGCGCUGGUUCGGUUCUAGGCUAAUGUACAACAUCUUGAUGGGCACG
Molecule: messenger RNA, 624 nt
Organism: Rhipicephalus microplus (southern cattle tick)
Lineage: Eukaryota; Metazoa; Arthropoda; Arachnida; Ixodida; Ixodidae
Product: carbohydrate sulfotransferase 5-like
Biological process (GO): sulfur compound metabolic process; N-acetylglucosamine metabolic process
Molecular function (GO): N-acetylglucosamine 6-O-sulfotransferase activity
Source: RefSeq, a predicted model, not a curated record